Rangifer tarandus platyrhynchus (Svalbard reindeer) is the source of this 933-nucleotide messenger RNA. The record is from the annotation of a GenBank genome assembly. NCBI's taxonomy places the organism in Eukaryota, Metazoa, Chordata, Mammalia, Artiodactyla, Cervidae.
AUGGCGGGAGCCGCUCCGACCACGGCGUUUGGGCAGGCGGUGAUCGGUCCGCCGGGCUCGGGGAAGACCACAUACUGUCUGGGCAUGAGCGAGUUCCUGCGUGCGCUGGGCCGGCACGUGGCGGUGGUGAACCUGGACCCUGCCAACGAGGGGCUGCCUUACGAGUGCGCCGUGGACGUGGGCGAGCUGGUGGGUCUGGGCGACGUGAUGGACGCGCUGCAGCUGGGCCCCAACGGCGGUCUGCUCUACUGCAUGGAGUACCUGGAGGCCAACCUGGACUGGCUGCGUGCCAAGCUCGACCCCCUGCGCGGCCACUACUUCCUCUUCGACUGCCCUGGCCAAGUGGAGCUCUGCACGCACCACGGAGCCUUGCGCAGCAUCUUCUCCCAGAUGACGCAGUGGGAUCUCAGGCUGACUGCUGUUCACCUGGUGGAUUCUCACUAUUGCACAGACCCUGCCAAGUUCAUUUCGGUACUGUGUACUUCCCUGGCCACCAUGCUGCAUGUGGAGCUGCCCCACGUCAACCUCCUCUCCAAGAUGGACCUCAUCGAACACUAUGGGAAGCUGGCCUUCAACCUGGACUACUACACAGAGGUCCUGGACCUCUCCUACCUGCUGGACCAUCUUGCUUCGGAUCCUUUCUUCCGCCACUACCGGCAGCUCAAUGAGAAACUGGUGCAGCUCAUCGAAGACUACAGCCUAGUCUCCUUCAUCCCUCUCAAUAUCCAGGAUAAGGAGAGUAUCCAGCGGGUGCUGCAGGCUGUGGACAAAGCCAACGGCUACUGCUUUGGGGUCCAGGAGCAGCGGAGCCUGGAGGCCAUGAUGUCUGCCGCCAUGGGAGCUGACUUCCACUUCUCCUCCACCCUGGGCCUCCAGGAGAAGUACCUGGAGCCCUCAGAGCAGUCAGUGGAGCAGGAGGCCAUGCAGCUAUAG